AAAAGAUGCACUGAACAUAUAGCUUAUGCUGGAGCUCUAGUUGGGAUUACUUUAGAAGUUGAUGAAUCGACCGUUCAUAAACCUGAAUAUGCUAGAAUCCUUCUCGGUUGUAGAGAGGUUGAGAAAAUUCCCCCUUCAGCUGAAGGAAUGCUGGGAGAACAGUAUUAUGAUUUUUUCUAUGAAGUUGAAAAAGUUGUGACUGUGGGUGCUGAGAAAAGUCAGUCCUAUACUGCUGUGGAUAGCAGUGCAUCUCCUUCCUUCCCCAAGAAAGCGAGGAUGGACUCAUAUCCUGCUUCUUCCAUGGGGCAGGGGGAGACGAAUACAUCCGUGACUGGUAAUUUUUCCUCUCAGAACUAUGGUAAGGGUAUGCAGAGGCUUCCGGCAGUGGCUGAGAGUGAAGAAGAAGAUGAGAGUGAGGAAGGUAACAACACAGAGCUUCUGAUUGAGACUAUGGCCAGAGAACAUGCGGCUGAAAAAAUGUCUUAUUGUGGAUCUCAAUCUGAUAAAAAAUCAUGUGAGAAUGUCUCUGAGGAUUUGAAAGUGGAAGAGAUGACUGAAUCUCCCAGUAAUGAGAUCAGUGUGCAUCAAGACUAUGUGGUUUGGCCCUCCCUGCCUCACAUUGUGCCUCUCGAAGAGGGUUUCAUGGAAGGAGGAGAAAACUGCAGUGUCUAUACAGUUGAAUCUCCCUCUGGAUCCCCAAUUCAUGACUGCAUGAGUCAGGGAGAAGAUAUCUCGCGCAGACAGAAGCAGAAGUUGGAGAAGGUGGGAGAUGUGGCCACCAACAGAAUGAAGAAGCGCAAUUUGGAAGGUUUGCUAAAGGAAGAAGAAAGGGCGAAGCUCCAGGCUGGAGUGAAGAGGUUGGCUCACGCGGCUGCUGCGCUGGCGGACAGGUCCCUCCCUCGAGGCAGAUCCCUUUUGGGUGACAGAGAAGGGAUCCAGAUUGGUUAGCAGUGCUCAGCGCUCGGUCCUUUUGCUUGCCGCCUCCCACUGGGGUUUGAUGCCCGCUGGUUUUAUGUCUUCUGGUUACGGUUAGCCUAGUCGCAGAUGUUGUUUAACUUGCCUCAUCCUGGGAUUUCCUCUCCUGUCGUUUUUGGGCUGCGGUUUGUGAGUGUCAUCAGGUUUUCGUCCCAUGGCGGGUGGUCCGUUCCAGGAUCAUCCUGCGGUGGGUUUCCUGAUGGUGCGCCAGCUCGCUCUCCCCUUUCAGCUUCAUUUGAUCUCAAAAAGCUUAUAUCUUUCAUCCUGUUAGUUGUAGUGGUUUGGGCACUAA
This is a messenger RNA of Triticum aestivum (bread wheat), 1267 nucleotides long. RefSeq lists its product as uncharacterized. Bases 148 to 948 code for a protein of 266 amino acids. The transcript is spliced from 3 exons. The record is from RefSeq and is a predicted model, not a curated record. Lineage: Eukaryota; Viridiplantae; Streptophyta; Magnoliopsida; Poales; Poaceae.